Messenger RNA from Boeremia exigua, 1911 nucleotides. RefSeq lists its product as uncharacterized. NCBI's taxonomy places the organism in Eukaryota, Fungi, Ascomycota, Dothideomycetes, Pleosporales, Didymellaceae. The coding region runs from base 1 to 1911 and encodes 636 amino acids. The transcript has 2 exons. The record is from RefSeq and is a predicted model, not a curated record.
AUGCCUCGUCUUACACAGCUGGCUUCUCUCUUCUCGCUGGCUUCGGUCGGCUUCGCUCAGAAUAUCCCCAACAUUAUCCCCUUCCAGGUCACAGGAUCUCUCGAUGAUUGCAAAGUUGGAGGCACCGAGUACAAUUCUGGUGGUACCAUCAAUGUUAACGAGUUCACGAUUACUGUCCCAAAGAACCUGAUCGUCCAGUUCCCCGUCGUAUAUGCUCCCUUCCCGAAGCUGUGCACAGCAGGAGCUGGAGGCUUCGAGACAACCGUCACUGGCAACAUCGUCGGUGGUGUUCCCAUUGCUGGACAGGUUCAGGUUGCGGCCAGGUUCGGACUUGAGGGCAGCCAGGGAUACAUCGAUUCAAUCAACAACGGUGUCAUCCAGAUUGCUGGUGGACCGAGGGUCAGGAUCAACGACCCCGAGGGUGCGUUUGCACCUAAGGUGACAUCCCAGCCCUUCUUCAUCAUGGACACCGAGAACCCAUCUGUCUCGUCCUUCUCCGGAUUCCCUAUGUGCAUUCAGCACUCGGGUAACGCAGAGACUUGCAAGGACUCCAAUCGCCCGGCUGGACAGUCUAACUUCAACGCUCCUGACCCACUCACCAUGGUCCCUUUGAAGGCUGGCGAUUUCAUCGAGUACGCUGGAUUGAGGAACGGAGGCGAGAUCUUGGCCCACAGUGUGACUUGCAUCAACGUCCAGGUCACCACUCAAGCCUCCGACACCGUCCCCAACUACAUUCGCGUCGAGGACAUGCUCGUUGGUGUUCAAGAUACCGCUGCCAACGUGGAGGUCGCUGAUAUCCGUGUCAUCGGUUUCCUUUCAAGCUGCAGCAAUGCCCAAGUCACCAUCUCCGCCAUCGACGUCGACCCAUGCACUGGUGCUGAGACCUACCGCCGCAUCGGUAGUGCCACUCCAAGGCAAGAGACGCGUUGCAAGUGGGAGGCCCGUAUCGGCACCGUCACACCAUACACCCGCGACUAUCUCGUCACGACCAACACCCCCGUCACUGAGACCAAGAACGGCAUCAAGGCCGGUCAGUUCGUCGUUGCCGUCGGCGAGUGGAUCUUCCCCGAGGUCGACGUCCCCGGAACUUUCCCCCCGCCGCUCAUCUUCAACGACAUCUCCGCCCUCAACCAGGGUGACUUCCUCGACGACCAGCAGUUCGGCCCACUAGACCCAUACCCUGGCGCCAACAAGCCCGCAGCCAAAAAGCAGUGCAGCGCCAGCGACAUCCCAGCGAACAACCCUACCGACCCUACCAACCCCACUAACCCUACCAACCCUACCAACCCUACCAAUCCCGACACACCCACCACAGCCCAGACCCUGCCCAUCGCCGCAGCAGCCCAAUUCGCCGCCGUCCAGCGCUCCGCCGCGCUCCUCACCCUCUCCGGCUCCAACACCGAGGCCAAGCUGACCGCCGACCAACUCACCUUCAAGUGGACCCAGACCUCGCCGGCCUCGCCCGCAAUCUCUCUCACCAACCCCACCUCCGCCACCGCCUCCUUCACAGCGCCCAAAGUCACCACCGAAACAACCUUCAACUUCACCCUCACCGUGGCGCUGAAAUCCAACGCCACCGCGCUCAGCACCGUCACCGUGCCCGUCAAGAUCUCGCCCACGGCCGCCGACGUCGUCGUCGUCGACCAGUACACGUGGGAGAGCCGUAAGUCCGGCACCAUCAGCGUGGCGUGCAGCUCCAACGUGCGCAACGGCGAUAACAAGAAGAUGACGCUCGUCGUCAACGGGAACCAGAACAUUAACAUGCUGGUCAGUGGCGGCCCGGGCAGGUGGGCGUACACGGGUACGCUGAACAGGCCGACAAGGCUGCAGUGUGUGUCUGAUCUCAAUGGCAAGAGCGCGGAGCGCGCGGGGACUGCGACGACAAGGCGCAGGAGGAGGGGUGCGUUGUAG